AUGAGUGCCUGGUUUCACAAUAGGUGCACGUUCAAGGACCAGUACGCGCUCUGGCACACCAUCCUAAAGCUCGCGUCGAGGUUCGGGUGUUUGGACUACGACGAGGUCUUCGGUGCGAAUUGGCGCACCGACAAAGAAAGUAUGUGCGUCGUCGCCUUCGAGCCGAACCCGCGCCACCGCGCCUGGCUCACGCGGCAGGCCGUGGCCUACCAGAGGCGCGGCUGGCGCUACGUCGCCGUCUUCGCGGCCGUCGGCGCCGGCGCGUCCGACGCCACGUCGGCCGCCGCACGUCGAAGGCAGUGCAUAAAUCAAAUUGUCGCGACGCGUGCACCACGGCUCAACCAUGACCUCCACACCAUCGACGCGAGGCCGGCUCGAUGGUGUGGCAGUGGGGGUCUCUUACCGCUCGAUUCGGUCAUUCAUUACUGAAGACGGGCGCAUCGCGGUCACUAAACUUGAUCACGAUGGAGAAGCACCGCGCGAAGAAGGUCUGUCCCCUGCACUUCCUCGACGUCGUCGUGUCGCACGCGCAGUGCAAGGCCAUGGGCCGCGCGUGGAAGGGCCAGUUCGAGGGCCGCGGGACGCGACUCUUGUACCUGGACGACGAGUCCUACGCGUCUGACGAGGCGAAGCCGCUGCCCGAGUAA
Molecule: messenger RNA, 647 nt
Organism: Pelagomonas calceolata
Lineage: Eukaryota; Pelagophyceae; Pelagomonadales; Pelagomonadaceae
Source: the annotation of a GenBank genome assembly